Porites lobata is the source of this 4018-nucleotide messenger RNA. NCBI's taxonomy places the organism in Eukaryota, Metazoa, Cnidaria, Anthozoa, Scleractinia, Poritidae. The record is from the annotation of a GenBank genome assembly.
UGCACAGCUGAUAAUGGGUUCGGCCUGACUUGCAAGACGGUCUAUGUAGGGCAGAUAGGUUAGUUGUUUAAUAAUGUUACGUUUUUGCUUGUCACGACCUUUAAUACACAGCGUUUUUUGGACAGUUCUAAUUCAACGUUUGGUAAACGCUUGUUUUAAUAAUAUUCAUAUCUUAAACGUGAUGCACUCUCAAAAUAAAUAACAAAAGGAAGAUGAAACUGCAAACAUUUCGGAAAUGUUAUUCGCAUGAUCACAAUAGAUGUUUUGUUUCUUUUUUGGAGGAUUAGUAUUGUGGGGUCAAAUUCGCUUUAAUCAUGUUCUGCUAAAACAUCCUAACAGAGGUAAUUUUGGGGGGGAAGUGUGCACGGUGAACAGUUUUACUUAUCAUACUAUUUCUCUAUACUUUAAGGUAUUCCAGAGGCCGCCUUAAUAAAGGAUUUACCUGUUGAGACAAAAAAUGUGAAAGUGAAUCUACAGUGGGAGGAGUCACAGAAUAGUGGUGCGCCCAUCACAAAGUACACUGUGUACCAAAGAAUUGUAAAUGAUGGGAACACGUCGCACGAAUGGGCUAAAGUACAGGAUAUAACUAGUGUCUCAGUUCGUGAAGUUGCUGUCGAUUUAAAGAUGGGUCGAGAUUAUGAAUUUGUGGUCACUGCCUCAAACAAAUGUGGUGAAAGUAAAAAACAAGAGGAAAAGAUGAAGAGAAUCUCAGUAUUGGGAGGUACUACAAAUCGUAAUUAAAUUUGCAUUCAUUCGUCUUUUUAAGAAGAAAGCUUUGAUUAGAUUUUGUUGGGCUUAUUCCCUAACUAUUGUCAACAAUUCAGCUUUUGAUUUUAGUUUUGGCAUUACUUCCAUUGGAACAAUUGCAAUUGAAUUUGAUUAAUUUGAUUUAAUUUUAAAAUCCAUUUUCACUGUAUACAUUCUGUGAAAACACAGUACAAAGAGAUCAGCAGGAAAGCUGGGAAAUAACUUGCGUGGCAGGCGUUUGAAAGGGAAGGGAAAGGGAAUCCUAGGCGCGAGAGAAACGCAAAGGGCGCGGGAGGAGGGAGGGAAAGAAACGCCUUCCAGCAGACCAUUAUAUUUCUCUUUUUUUUUUUUAACAUCAACCGGGCAAGUGUUAAAAUACUGAUUGGUCAGUCUUCAAAACAUGUCAAUCACAGCCUUAAUACCUUAAUCCGAUUGGUUGAAAUCAACAUCACGCUACUGAGUAACUUAAUCGAUCUUUCAGUAAUCAUAUAAAAAUAUGUUGUUAAUGAAGGCAUCAAUUUCAGCUUGAAAGGAGAAUAGAAGAAGACGGUUAAAAGAACCCUAUGAAGAAAAAGACCCGUCAGCUAGAUGAGGUUUACUGACUGGUUUUGAGAAGUGUCAUCUCUCAACUAAACGGCUUGUUUUGCUCACUAGAAGAAAGAAAGGAAAUAUCCUGCUGCCUGUGGCUUGUUAUCUGCUGUUUGACCUCAAACGCCUACUACGCAGCCGGGUUACGCUUUAUCAACGACCAGAUUGUUGACGAUGAUUUUUGGUUUGAAGACUUCUUCUUGCUGGUUAUAGACGUUAUAAAGCCGCCAGGAACUUACUUUGAUAACUGAUUGUAGCCUUCUUGUAGAUAUUCAAAGUUCAGCUCUUCUUUCCUCCGGCUACUAGCGUUCUUUUGUAUGCUCUGUUGGAUCCAAUUCGAGAGCUAGAAAAGCUAGUUAAUUUUUCACAGACAAACAUAAAACAUUGCAUGCAAGUUGCGAAGUCCAGCGCGUUUCCUUCAGAAAACGACGUAACAGAUUUAUACUGGAUUUUAUAUAACAAGCCAUGCGUCGUUCCAACUUUCUUCUUUCAACGGACGACCGCAUUUGAACUUUUUUUUUAAAUAUUAUAGUACGUACCUUCACUUCAUAUUUCUUGUUUUGGGGAGAAAAAAGCUAAAAAUAAGUGCAUCGCGACCAUUUGACAGCUAGUAAUUCACAGUUGCGCUAUUUUUACAUUCAUAAAUAGUAGGCGGGAUAGCGAAACAACGGUUUCCUGGCAGGCGUUUCCUUUCCUCCCUCCUGGCGCGCCCCGGGCCUCGCCUUUCUCUCGCGCCUAGAACUCCCUUCGCUUUCAAACGCCUGCCACGCAGGCUUGCUGGAAAAGGACUGGUAGGCUAGUCCACGGAAUUUAAGAAUAGAUUUCAAUGUAUGAAAGGAAAGAAAAAGAAGUUGUCGGAAGAAGUAACGUAUUUAAACUGUUAAUUAUAACUUUUAAAAAAGAAAUCAUACCAAUGGUGCUUUGCCCAAACAACAGCGAUCAGGUUCAAAGUCUCUAAUCUCAUUCUUGCAAUACUUUCUGCAACGAUUUCUGAAUGCACUUGUCAGGUUUUAGUAUUCACUCUCCAGCUUUUGGGAUAAGUUAUUCCAUAACUAUAAAUAAGGAAUUCUACUAAAAUAUUGUUACUUUUCUUAAGUAGUUUGGUAUGGUUAAGGCGAAACAUCGAAAUUUUCAUUAGACGAACCAACCUGGGCCGAUUAAUUUCAUGAAAAAGUUUGACGUCUGUCUCAGUUAAUUUCGUGCAAAUGAGUUUGGACCAAGCAAAUCGUUCUAUCCGUCCGUUUCAGGUGAUGAUGUCUGAUUGUUAGUUCAUCGUCUGACCCAACAGACUAACCUAAGUUAACAAAUUUAGGUUGACCCAAAUUGCGAUUCGGUUCGUCUCAUGUAAAGUUCGGCGUGUGGCUUUGGCCUAUUAGUUUGUAAAACGAUAGAGAAAUUUAAAAUCACGUUUAUGACAAACAGAAAACGUCAAACAUCAAUUUAUAACACGUGAUCUUCAUUUAUUGAUUUUAUUUAUUUGUAGUUUAAUCUUUAUUACAUUAACCCGAACACAAAUGUCAACCUGAAUCUGCCGUUUGCGUUUUGCCUUGAGUGCGAUUCUAAAUAUAAUAAUACAGAGUUUCCCUAGGGAUUAAAAUAAUUCCUUUGACAUUAGGCCAUAAUGAUUCUUUUAUAGCUGAUAGAGUAACGGUGGAAUUGAAGAAGAUGAAAUUGUUUUUUCAAGUACGUAUUUGUUUAUUUCAAUUAGUAUUUAUAAAUUCAACGCGCAGCUUUCCUUCCUUUCUACGCAGAUGUUCCUGAUGCUGUCAAAGUAACUGAUGGAAUAAUUCUAAAAUGGAAAGAACCAGAUAACAAUGGGGCGGUAAUAAUAGAGUACUCCGUCUACCAAAGGUUUGCCAAUGAUGAUGAGUGGAAGAAAAUUGCAACCAUAAUUGAUGUGUAUAACCGAUCUUAUGCGGUUGAGAUCGAGAAGGGGAAGGAAUAUGAAUUUGUAGUAACCGCGACCAACAAGUAUGGAGAGAGUUCAAUGGAACAGGACAUCAAGCGGAUUAAAGUGUUAGAUGGUAGGUGUAUAAAUAAUUUAGCAAGUUUUCUCUGACAAGCACAACGAAUACUGAACGUUGUCCUCGGUUGCACCAAGUUUCACCGUUAUUGAAACGACAGACGUCGAACUCAACAAGCUUGUUCGUUAAGCCAUUAUUUUUGUGUUUUCUUUACCAAGAAAGUAUAUCGAAUGGUCUUACUAGGCGAAGUUUGUGCUGUUUUCUUUAGUUCAACAAAGAACUGUAGCGUAUGAUAAAUUACAGUAGCAAGAGAAACCUUUCGUAUUUAGCGUAAACUUCUAUUGUUUUUUUUUUUUUUUUUUGCGUUUUCAGGUUCGACAAAACCGCCCAAAAAUCAAGCAGGUAAGCCAUGUUAAUAUUCAGAAUUCAAUAGCAAUCAUCGAUGACAAACAUUUUCUAAUAAUAAAUUACCAUUCAGCGCAAGCAAUCAAUUUCACAAAAUCAUGCUCUGCAGUCGUUUCAACUUUAAAUUAAAAUGCAGUUUUGUCUCUUUCUUAAACUCAUGUUUUACAUUCUCAAAAGUUCCAGGGUCUGAGAGUAAUAAAACGGGAGUCCUUCACGGUGCCUACAUCAGUGUAAUUCUGCUAUUGUCGAUCUUACUCUUUAUUCUCAUUGUUGUACUUUGGAAAAUGCGCGUUCGUUCAGGUAAGAAUUUGUAG